AUGGAAUUUUUCGAGAAAGGCAAGUCUAUUAGGCUCAAAAGCCACCUAGACAAGUACCUCUUCGCCGAAGACGACGGAGAAACUGUUCGACAAAGCCGCAACUUUUCCUCAAGGAAAACGAGGUGGACGGUGGAGUUCGUGGAAGGGAAGAACCAUUUGUUGCGAUUCAAGAGUAGUCACGGCCGUUACCUCACCGCCUCCGAUGCUCCCUUCCUUCUGGGUGUAGCAGGGAAGCGAGUCACCCAGUCGCUUCCUUCCACCAAAUGUGAGUACUCUUCGGUGGAGUGGGAACCCCAAAGGAAUGGGAAUCAGGUGAAGCUCAGGUCAUCGGAGAGUACAUUCUUGAGGGCUAAUGGUGGUGUGCCGCCUUGGAGAAGCUCCAUAACCCACGACGUCCUACAGUUUCCGGCUAUACAAGAUUGGGUAUCUUGGUAUGUGCAAUUGGUGGAAAACGCUGAAGGCGAUGAUGAUGAUAAUGAGUCUGUCGCCGAUUACCAAUCGCAGAUAUCGACCUUAUCUUCUGUGACGGACGAUCUGUUACUGGAUUCCAAACCAGAUUCGCCAUUGUCGACGGCGUUGAGCAAAGCUAAGAAAUUUUCAUUUUCG
Macadamia integrifolia is the source of this 606-nucleotide messenger RNA. RefSeq lists its product as uncharacterized. The record is from RefSeq and is a predicted model, not a curated record. The annotation marks the transcript as partial. The transcript has a single exon. Lineage: Eukaryota; Viridiplantae; Streptophyta; Magnoliopsida; Proteales; Proteaceae.